AGCGCGCGCCCCUGACGGCUUCCCUAGGCGGUGGGCGGAGCCAUGCCGGUUUCGGGCCCUGCCUAGGGGCACAGUGACCCGGUCGGACAUGAGCGGCCUCAGCCUUCUACUGCGGGUGGCGCGCGCCGCGUUCCCCCCCGGGGCCAGGCAGCUACGCACUGGCGGCCUCCGCAGUGCCUACGCCAAGGAGCUUUUCCUGGGGAAGCUGCAGAAGGAGGAAGUUUUCCCUUAUCCAGAGAUUUCUAAUGAAGAAUUAGAAGAAAUCAACCAGUUUGUAGGACCAGUAGAAAAAUUCUUCAGUGAGGAAGUGGACUCUACGAAGAUUGACCAAGAUGCUAAAAUCCCACCAGAAACUCUAAAAGGAUUGAAGAGCCUUGGACUCUUUGGCAUGCAGGUUCCAGAGGAAUAUGGUGGACUUGGUCUUUCAAAUACAAUGUAUGCUCGUUUAGGAGAAAUCAUUUCUCUAGAUGGAUCUAUUGCGGUUACUUUGGCAGCUCAUCAAGCAAUAGGGCUUAAGGGAAUCCUGAUGGCUGGCACUGAUGAGCAGAAAGCAAAGUAUCUACCUAAAUUGGCAUCUGGGGAGCAUAUUGCAGCUUUUUGCCUUACAGAACCGGGAAGUGGAAGUGAUGCAGCAUCCAUCCAGUCCAGAGCUACCAUGAAUGAAGAUGGGAAAAGCUUUUUACUAAAUGGCUCAAAGAUCUGGAUAUCCAAUGGUGGACUGGCAGACAUUUUCACUGUGUUUGCAAGGACUGAGGUUGUUGAUAAAGAUGGUGCAAAAAAAGACAAAAUUAGUGCCUUCAUUGUAGAAAGAGCCUUUGGUGGAGUCACUAAUGGGAAGCCAGAAGAUAAACUGGGUAUUCGAGGAUCUAAUACCUGUGAAGUACAUUUUGAAAACACAAAAGUGCCUGUAGAGAAUGUUAUUGGAGAAGUAGGAGGGGGGUUUAAGGUAGCUAUGAAUAUCCUAAACAGUGGAAGAUUUAGCAUGGGUAGUGCAUCUGCAGGAAUGAUUAAGAAACUGAUCGAAAUGACAGCAGAGUAUGCUUGUACAAGAAAACAGUUCAAUAAGAAACUGAGUGAUUUUGGAUUAAUACAGGAGAAGUUUACCCUUAUGGCUGUGAAAGCAUAUGUAAUGGAGAGCAUGGCUUACCUCACUGCAGGAAUGAUGGACAGGCCAGGAGUGCCCGAUUGUUCAGUUGAGGCAGCUAUGGUUAAGGUAUUUAGUUCUGAAGGUGCUUGGAUUUGUGUAAGUGAAGCUUUACAAGUUCUUGGAGGCCUUGGCUAUAUGAAAGAUUACCCCUAUGAACGUUAUCUUCGGGACAGCAGGAUCCUUUUGAUUUUUGAGGGAACAAACGAAAUUCUGCGAAUGUAUAUUGCUUUGACGGGUAUGCAGUAUGCAGGAAAAAUCUUAACUGGAAAAAUUAAGGAAAUGAAGAAAGGAAAUGUCAGCGUGGCAUUGGAGAUAUUUGUGAACAAAUUCCGUGACAGCAUGGGCAGAAAAGUGGAUUUAGGCCUAGUUGGCAAAGAUGGAGUAGUACAUCCCAGCCUUGAGGAAAGUAGCAAGAAACUUGAAGAAAACAUCUAUUAUUUUGGAACUACAGUGGAAGGCUUGCUAAGGAGGUUUGGCAAAACUAUAGUUGAUGAGCAGUUGGUUCUGAAGAGAGUGGCAGAUGUCUCCAUUAAUUUGUAUGCAAUGACAGCAGCUAUAUCCAGGGCUAGUCGAUCCAUCUGUAUUGGUCUACGCAAUCAUGAUCAUGAAGUGCUGCUUACAAAUAUUUUCUGCACAGAGGCAUAUUUUAAGAAUAAUUAUGCCAUGGCGGAGUUAGAAAAAUAUGCUGCUGAAAACCUGGAUGACAGUAUUAAAAAAGCUGCACAGCAGGUGCUGGAAAAGAGAGCCUAUAUCUGUCCUCAUCCACUAGAGAGGACAUUCUGAUCAUACUGAACAGGGAGCCGAUUAACCUAUCGGAAACUUUAGUUUUUGUACAAAUAUUUUUCACCAGCUGCUGAAUGUAAUUGUAAUCUUGUAAAAUAAAACAUCUUCUCACACCACGGUGGGGGAGAGACUAAAAAGAAACCACUAGUCAGAACCUUUUUAAGAGUAGGCUAAAGUGAUGCUCGUUCAGCUAUGGGUAUUUACAUGAGAUGGCCAAUGAAGAAAACUUUUUACAACCUGAACAGUUAUUGGGAAGAAGAAUACAGCCAAGCCUUUCAUCACUGGCCCAAUACUUUUGACUGCCACCUGUUUUCUCAUCCUUGGCUUCAGAAAGUAUUACAGGAAUGAAAAUGUCACUUUCCAGCCACUGUCAUACAAAUUAGAGUUGACAAAUUUAAGAAUGAACUUUUUUUUUUUGCCAGCUACAAGUUUGAAAAGCUUGUGUGUGGUACUGAUAUCUGUAAGUGGAUGAACAAACUUUUUGCUAAUGGUGAAAUGUUCAAAUGAUGGUGUAUAAAAAUUAACUCUCACAGUGAGAACUAUGGGCUUGUCUGUCUGCUCCUGCUGGGAACAUAAGGAUGCCCAUCAGUCAAGUGAGCAUUCUCCUGAACCUACAUUGGUGCUUUAAUGGUGUCUUUUGUAAAAACAAAUGGUAAGUGACUUGUACUCAAAACUUAGAGAAACAGGCAACCCUUGCUGUAUGGGGUUCAGACACUUCUAAUUUAGCUUCCUCUCUGCCUAUGAUCAUUCUAGCUGUGGAUAAAGGGAAAUUGCUUGGGAAUCUAGGGAGAGGUAACUUUCUGCAGCAUUGGGGGGAGGGGGGGGAGGAAAAGUUCUACAACGGUCAGCACCUCCUUGCCCUCCUGGAGUUUUAGUAAAUCAAUCCUCCCUAGGGGGUCAUUAAUAUCUGAAAGGCUGAUAUGCACUGAAACCAUUACACAGGCUGUCUAUACUUGGAGUUGGAGAUAUAAAUUCUGGCUACAUACACAGGCCAGCUAGCCCCUCAUGCGGUACUAUAUUUGUAGCAGAUUAGCGCAAUCACAGCUAAGGCUUGUAUGUCUCCUGAAGCUAGAAUUUACAGCUCUACUUUCGGCAUGCCUCCAAUCCAUCCCCUCUAGCACUUUGUAUUUUAGUUGCUAUCAAAUUACCUGACUCUUGAGUGGAGUCUUGCUGUAGCAGAAGGGUUGUAUCCUCCCCUUUCUUCACUGGUCUCUUUCUCUUGUAAAGAAAGGAAUGUUCAUAACAAAGUAACCUGGAAUGAAAAAUCAACAUGCUAAUUACAUAUCUGUCUUUACAAACACUGGACUAUCUGUGACAAAGGAUUUAAUUUUCUGUAAAUGUGCAUAUUUCUAUGCUAUUAUAUGCCAUAGGGACUUGUACAAUACAGUAAAUCAGUUGUUAAAACCA
Molecule: messenger RNA, 3337 nt
Organism: Caretta caretta (loggerhead turtle)
Lineage: Eukaryota; Metazoa; Chordata; Testudines; Cheloniidae
Gene: ACAD9
Product: acyl-CoA dehydrogenase family member 9
Molecular function (GO): flavin adenine dinucleotide binding; acyl-CoA dehydrogenase activity
Source: RefSeq, a predicted model, not a curated record